This is a messenger RNA of Stereum hirsutum FP-91666 SS1, 866 nucleotides long. RefSeq lists its product as uncharacterized. NCBI's taxonomy places the organism in Eukaryota, Fungi, Basidiomycota, Agaricomycetes, Russulales, Stereaceae. The transcript has 4 exons. The record is from RefSeq and is a predicted model, not a curated record. The coding region runs from base 141 to 500 and encodes 119 amino acids.
UGACUCUACCCACACCCUUUGUCAUCGUAAAGCGUCCUGGACUCUCUGCCUCUAUACUUCCGAACGAGACACACGACACUCUCAGACCUGAGUAUUCAGGUUCAAGUUCUUCUGUAGUCCACUAUUCCAUCCAAAUCACCAUGUCGGCUGGAAGUGGAAGCCACUCUCAAGGCGCCAGCCCCUAUUCUCGCAUCGUAGAGGCCAACCUACCUGCUCGUCCUGGCAGGAUUCUUGCAGGGGCGGCUGGAAUCUGCGGCAGUCUUUUCCUCGCGACGUGGGCCUACAUGAACUGGUCCGAGAAACGCAAGCUUGAACGGUAUCCCACGCACCCCGGGGCUAUCCCGGCCUGGCGAGAUCGAUACGCUCAAGUGGCUGCUCCGAACCGCUAUCAAGGUGCACAGUCCUUCCUUCGUAACGAUUCCGAGAAAAAGGCUGAUGGACCGGUACCCUUGGCUGAGAACAGCCCAAAGAUGAAGGGGCAGAACGCUGCGGAGGCGUAGUCGAAAGACGCGAACUGAUGAAGUAGCCAUCUGAAUUUCUUCUUGGGCGAUGUGUGUACGAUAAACGACUUGAUGGGUCGUGGCUCACGAUUCGUGUUGUCUAAUGUCUUGAAGAAGCAGCUGCUCAUUUUAUUUGUAUAUCACGUUCACUGCAUUUUAUUACUUCUGCCUUCCUCUUCCCUUUUCUCCGAUCCGAGAUAUCUCGUAAUUGCCACAGAAACUCAGCCUCGGGCCACAUAAAUACUCGAACUGUCAUGCGUGUAUCGCGCGUAUGUUUUCGAUAUCUUCCAAGAGGGCUGCAGAAUGGCGCGGACGAUCCACGACAUUCAAUGCGCCACACUGCAUCUAAGAUCGCCACAACCUCAC